This is a messenger RNA of Octodon degus (degu), 1978 nucleotides long. RefSeq names its product ankyrin repeat family A member 2 (gene Ankra2). Gene Ontology annotation, cellular component: nucleus. NCBI's taxonomy places the organism in Eukaryota, Metazoa, Chordata, Mammalia, Rodentia, Octodontidae. Bases 588 to 1526 code for a protein of 312 amino acids. The transcript is spliced from 9 exons. The record is from RefSeq and is a predicted model, not a curated record. Gene Ontology annotation, molecular function: protein binding. Gene Ontology annotation, biological process: regulation of gene expression.
CGGAAAAGGCUGGGGCGUUGCUCUACUGACCCAGAGCUGUCACCUAAGAUGACCCCAUCUCCGUGGCGCUCUGUCACGUGGACCGCGGAGCGUAAAGGCAGCUAAAAAACAAAACAAAAACCAAAUGCUGGAAAUCCUCUUGGCUGCUUCGAUGUGGAACCUUUUUUUGCCAGAAGGAGAAAGGAGAAAUCGGAAGUGACGUUGCAACCAAAACAAGCCUGGGCGUGAGGUCUGCACCGAAUCUCGGGCCCUCAGCCGCCCGGGGAGAGCCGGCCGCUCCCUGGGGCUGAAGGCUGCGGCGCGGCGCCUCCCCCGCGGGCCUGGGUCCGCCCGGCUCGCGCGGCGACGCCGGGACACCUGUCGCUGUGGGGCCUCACUCGCUUCCGCAGCACCUUCCUCUCGCUGUGGGACGAGCUCAGGGCUCGAAGAACCGGGGGCUUCCACCGGCGCCUCGCCCGGAUGCUCUCCGUGCGACAGAUCGAGAUUUUUAAAUAUCCAAAUUCUAAGAAUACACUGGAUAUUGCUCUUAUACCUUCAAGAAGAAUCAUGAGAAAAAGUUUUAAUUAUUAAAAGCUAGAGUUGAAAUCAUGGCUACAUCAUCGAACCUGGAUACAGCCCAGCUGAUAGUGGAAGAAUGCCCGAGCAGUUAUGGUCUCUCUGGCAUGCCAGACAUUAAAAUAGAGCAUCCACUGGACCCAAAUGCAGAGGAGGGAUCGGCACAGGGCAUUGCCAUGGGAAUGAAAUUUAUACUGCCCAACCGCUUUGAUAUGAAUGUGUGCUCACGAUUUGUGAAAUCCUUAAAUGAAGAAGAUAGCAAAAAUAUUCAAGAUCAAGUUAAUUCUGACCUGGAGGUGGCAUCUGUCCUAUUUAAAGCUGAAUGCAAUAUCCAUACAUCUCCUUCUCCUGGAAUUCAAGUAAGACACGUCUACACACCCUCUACCACGAAGCAUUUCUCCCCCAUAAAACAGUCAACUACUUUAACCAACAAACACAGAGGAAAUGAGGUCUCCACCACACCUCUGUUAGCACAUUCUCUGUCUAUCCACCAGUUGGCAGCCCAGGGAGAGAUGCUCUACCUGGCGACCCGCAUUGAACAAGAAAAUGUUAUCAAUCACACGGAUGAAGAAGGAUUUACUCCUCUGAUGUGGGCUGCAGCACACGGGCAGAUCGCUGUGGUAGAGUUUCUACUUCAGAAUGGCGCUGAUCCCCAGCUGUUAGGAAAAGGUCGAGAAAGUGCACUGUCACUGGCUUGUAGCAAAGGCUACACAGACAUUGUCAAAAUGCUGCUUGACUGUGGCGUCGACGUAAAUGAAUAUGACUGGAAUGGAGGGACACCUUUGCUUUAUGCUGUGCAUGGGAAUCAUGUGAAGUGUGUAAAGAUGCUUUUAGAAAAUGGAGCUGACCCAACAAUUGAAACAGACUCUGGGUACAAUUCUAUGGAUUUAGCUGUAGCCCUGGGCUAUAGGAGUGUUCAACAGGUCAUCGAGUCACAUUUGUUGAAGCUUCUUCAAAAUAUCAAGGAGUGACACGCACGGUCCUUAGGGAACAUCGUCUGGCCUCUAUUCACUUUCUAGUCCUUAUAAAUGAUAGUUUUGUUUACUUUUAAAUUUUUACCUCAGUUGCAAUAUUUUCUGAUUUUAAUAAGUUUUAAUAAAUAUUCUUCAAAGUAAUUUACUGGCUUAUAAAAAAUUAAUGCUUUUUUAUAAAUGUUUUACUGUAUAUUUUAAAUUAUAAAUUAAUGUUUGUGGCAUGUAAAUUUUUAUGGUACAGAUAGUUAUCAGUCUUUGUAUCAAGUGCUGUAAUUUGACACUUUCAGAAAAUUGUCCCCCUAUUCAUCUUGUCUUAUAUUAACUCAUUGACUUUACAUAGGGUUUGCUCUGAGAUCAUAGGAAAAAACCAUCAUUGUGUAAUGCAAAAGUGCACAGUGUGAUUGUUUACAAAAUGGUGUUAUAAAUAAAUACUUUUUCUGUUGGUUUGA